Moesziomyces aphidis is the source of this 3849-nucleotide messenger RNA. Lineage: Eukaryota; Fungi; Basidiomycota; Ustilaginomycetes; Ustilaginales; Ustilaginaceae. The record is from the annotation of a GenBank genome assembly.
AUGGCCAAAAGCAAGCUCGCCAGCAAGGCUGGGGCCGACCAGCCCACCACCGAAAGCAAGACGCAGCGGAAGCUCGAUCACGAGUCGGCUUUUGCCGCCAAGAUGCAGACCGGUCCGGACGAGAGCAGGCUGGACGGCAUCGAUGAGGACGAUCUGUUCCUCGAGUAUCAAGAGCCUGACUAUGGCUUCAUCGCAAAGUCGUGGCCGUUUGGUUUCCUAAGCCAAAACAUUGCGCCUUUCUUCGCCAGCGCUUUGACCGAAGGAAUCAGAGGUCGGCAAGGAGCCACCUCUCGCGCCCCAAGCAUCAGGAAGCGCGAGCUUCCCAAGCGCUUCGGGUUCUUCGAGCACCAGGUCGCACAGGUCAUUGCGGCCUUCGACAUCGCCUUCAUCGCGAUGAUGGCUCUGCAACUUGCCACGUCCGAGGAGGUUAUCCAGUCCAACUUCGUCUGGACUUUUCAUCGUCACUUUGUGACGGCUCGCGCAAUCCUCAAGAGUCAUCCCUUCGUCAAGAGCUGGAUGGAACCUCCGACUCACGUCUUCGAAGAGGUUGGUCGAUUCAUGAAGGAGAACCGCCGUCUGGCGAUGAACGAGAGCACCGAGCUUACGGAAGUUGCUGCUGCCAUCCAGCACAACGACGUAGACCUGGAACGGCAAGUCAAGAGGCAGCAAGAAGAAGCCGAUGACGACAGGCGACGUGCUUCGAUCUCCUACUCUGCCCUGAUCGAACGGGCCAUCGACGUAAUGCUCCAGAACUCUUACACCCUUUCGAGAACCAAGUUUCUGGAGGGCAAGAGCAUCAAGGAUGCGACUCCUCAGGCACAGUGGCAGAUCCUCCUCGAGGAGGCCGUCAUCGCCGAGGUCGUGGUGGUCAAGAUGGGUCGCCGGAAGAAGCGCCAAGCUCGGCAGGCACCGAGCUGGCUUCCUUCCUAUGAAGCAGUCUCGAAGCUGCCGGCCAGCGAGAGGGCCGACCUGAUCGUAAACCAAGCCAAAGAGCAGAUUUCGAGGCUCUUCACGGCAGCCGCUCGCAAGCAUCAAGUUAGCAAGGCCAAGAAGCAGGCCGACCCCGUCAACGAUGUCGACAACUCCAACAACGCUUCGCAGGUCCUUGUGCCGCGUCACGACGCUCAAGACAGCCCCGAACCUCCGAAUGCUCCUGACAAUGUUCUCACUGGAGCUAGUUCCGCCGCACACAAAGUCUCGCACUCGUUGACGGCGGCAAUCGUCAAACUCCUCCAAGUCCAUGCCGAUAAGUUCGACACCUGCAACGGUGGAAGGACCUGGCGUGAGGAAGCUACGACGAGCUUGGUGCAAGUUCUCCGAGGUAUCGCGCUGCCAAGCGACAAAGACUAUGCAGUCGAAGUCAAGCUCAUGGCUGCUCAGCAGCUGCCCACCUCGUCGCCUCAGGAGUCGGACCCUCACGGUUUCGAGGAAAGUCCCGAAGGGAUCGACUUUGAUCUCAACGAAGACGAGUGCCGCCGUCUCCUGUCGUUCUGCAUUGCCAACCAUGGCUCUGCCAAGACGAUCACAAUUCCGAUCAAGGAACGAGACACGGCACAGUGGGCGAGAAUGAUGGACAAGUACGAGCCACUGGCCUUGACGGAUCUCGGCUUCCGAGAACACCCUCUCAACCGGGCUCUCACGGCGCCACUUGCCGAGCCUUUCCGCUUGGAGCUCAACCAAUGGCGAGCUGUCUGCUGGCAUGCACGCAAGGUCUUCCAUCAUGUGGCCGAGACUGCACGUCACGAGGCUCUCGACUCGGGCAGGAUUCGUGCCCCGCCGCAAGAUUGGUCCGCUGGAGGCAUCCUCGCCGAUCCGCCGGGCACAGGAAAGACGAUCAUGGCGAUUGCAUUUGCACUGUUCAACAAGAAGGUGGGCUUCUUCGAUCACGCCACCUUCUUCUUCGUCAGCGCGAGUGUCUCGCAGCAAUAUGUCAACGAGAUUCACCGCUUCGUUGACCGAAAUGCCGCCAUCACGAUCGCAGACUGCACUGCCUCCGAAGGGAGUGAGAAGGUCCUCAAGCAGGAGCUGAAGGCGGACAAGGCUCGGUGGCGUGCCGACUUGUUUGUCCUCACUCCUAGCCGACUCAUCCUCACCGGGAAGAAGGCGCGCGAUCCGCUUGUCCCGACGCAUCAGAGUAACCUGUAUGGUACUCUGAUCUUUGACGAUAUCCACCACAUGGCGGCCUUCAACACGCAGCUGUUUUCCCGCCAAUUUGGCGUCCGUCGAGCAUACACGAUCGGCGUAUCCGCGACACCAAUCAGGGAUCUGGCGAGCUUCCUCACAGUGCUUGCCUUCUGCGGCAACCCUGGAGCGCUGCUAGGGGACGCUGCGCAGGCGAAGAUGAUGAUGCUGAGCCCCGAGCAGCAUCACAUCACAAACAAGUGGCUGGUCGAUGUCGUGCAGCCCGCAAGUGAGCGGGACCAGCACCUCAAAAACAGCAAGGCCACGCAGGAAAAGAUCGAGCUCCUGCUUAGGGAUCUGGCUUCCCGAAGCUUGCCCAAGCGGAAGGACUCCCAGAAGGCCGCAAUGGCAAAGUACCAGGCUUUGAUGCAAGAGGUGUUCGUUCCCUUGCUCAGGGAGACCUCCGAUCUCGAUCGAUACACGGAGCAGGCCAAGCGAGACCAUGCCCGAUACGCCAAGGCGAUCCGCAUGUACACCUUACCGCCUGGGGACAAAGCUGCGGGCCCGGCCAUCCUGAAGCGAGACAGAGGCAUGGACGCCGGCGUCCAGCACAAGGUAAGGACUUUCGUUGUGUUUGCCGACCCUUCUUCCGACGGCCUGGACGCGAUCAAGAAGUCCAAGCAGACCUGUGUGCAAGCCCUCGCGCAGCGUAUCCUCGACAAGGCGAGCUCGAGGACAUCAAGAACGAGCGGAUCAAAGACGAGGCUGCAGGCGGAGGAGGAGGCACAGAGAGCAUACAACGGGAAGGACAACUUCUCAUACGAGGUCUUCCACGGGGCGCUCUCUGCCACCGCCCUUGCUGCCAACAAGGACCUCGAUGCCAAGCAGACGGACAAGCUCGUCAAACUGGCAAAGAGCCUCCUCGCAACUGUCCCGUCCACGAAAGCCACGAUCAUCGCGGAUCUCAUCGAGUCCAUGAUCAACUCGUGGCACGGCAAGCACGAAUUGGUGGACGAGCGCUUUGCCAGCUGCAUCGCCCCUCCACCUGGACCCGACGAUGCACCCAACAAGAUCGUCGUCUUCCUGCGCCACGCUCAGAUCGCUGCGCUCCUCCUCAAGCACCUCCAGCAGCGCAAGAUACCCUUCCUCAACAUGUUCGGGGGCGACCGCAAGAAUCGCCCAGCUGAUUCCAUCGACAGCUGGGCAGAGUCGAGCAUUCCCAUCCUCAUCAUCUCCGAAGCCCUCCAACAUGGGCUGAACAUGACCUGCGCCAACGUGGUCAUAUUCGCAGAAGAAAACUACCAGGAGACCGACGACCUCCAAGUCGUCGGUAGGAUCGACCGCAUCGGUCAGCGGAAGACGUGCUUCGUUAUCCAUGUCAGGAUGCGAGGCUCGUACGACGACCAGAAGAGGUCGCUCGCCCGUCAACGCCACCACAAUAUGCUCCCCCUCAGCGGGCAUAGCAGACUCGGCAGUCUGCUCGAAAUCUUCGACACUUCUAAUCUGCAAGAAGAUCUCGAAGAGGCCAAUGAAUGGGCGAAGGGUCUAUACAGCGACGAACACUUGCCCAUGACGGCUUGGAGGAAGGUUGCCGCCCGGCUGUUCGGGGAGGAGUUUGCGGCACAAGCACCAUCUGUCGCCGCCGUAGAAGAGCCCGAGACCGAGAGCCACGCCAACUUUUCGCCAGCAGAGGAGGAAGAGGAAGGGGACGAACUUGAACGGAAGUAG